AUGCAGGCAGCCACCGCAGUCAGCACAGCCCCAGUGGCUGGCAGCCGCAACGGAGCAUUCCCUGCCCCGAGCAAGAGGCAUGCACCGCCACGCCGGCGCCUGGAAGCUCGGGCCGCCACCGAGGAAAAGGAGGAGUAUGACCUGAAUCAGAAGAUCGACACCGGCAAGCUGAUUGAUGCGGCAGGGGCGGGGCGCUCCAUGUUCAGCCCGGGCUGGCUCACGCAGCUCAACCAGCUGUGGGGCGGCAAGUCGAACGUGCCGGUGGCCAACGCCAAGCCCGAGGACAUCCAGGACCUGCUGGGAGGCGCUCUGUUCAAGGCGCUGUUCAAGUGGAUGGUGGAGUCGGGGCCCGUGUACCUGCUGCCCACGGGCCCCAUCUCUUCCUUCCUGGUCAUCUCAGACCCCGAGUGUGCCAAGCAUGUCCUUCGUGCAUCAGACAACCCUAGCCGGCCCAUCUACGAGAAGGGGCUGGUGGCGGAGGUGUCGCAGUUCCUGUUUGGGGAGGGCUUUGCCAUCACGGGCGGCGAGCAGUGGCGCGUGCGCCGCAAGGCCGUCGGGCCAGCGCUGCACAGGGGCUACCUGGAAGUGAUGCUGGACCGGGUGUUUGGGGAGUCGGCGCUGCACCUGAACAAAAAACUGGAGGUGGCGGCCGCCUCGGGCGAGCCCAUCGACAUGGAGGCCUGUUUCAGCCAGCUGACGCUGGACGUCAUCGGCAAGGCCGUGUUCAACUACGAUUUCGAUGCCCUCAACAACAACACGCCCGUCAUCCAGGCUGUGUACACGGCCCUCAAGGAGACCGAGACGCGCGCCACCGACCUGCUGCCGUACUGGAAGUACCCGCUGAUCAACCUGUUUGUGCCGCGCCAGCGCAAGGCGGCCGCCGCCGUGGAGCUGAUCCGGCAGACCACGGAGGAGCUGAUUGCCAAGUGCAAGGCGAUGGUGGAUGCGGAGGAGGCGGCCUCGUUUGAGGAGGGCUACAUCAACGAUGCAGACCCCUCGGUCCUGCGCUUCCUCAUCGCCUCCCGCGAGGAGGUGGGCUCCCAGCAGCUGCGGGACGACCUGCUGUCCAUGCUGGUGGCGGGGCACGAGACCACGGGGUCGGUGCUGACCUGGACGCUGGACCUGCUGGCCAGAAACCCAGAGCAGAUGAAGAAGGCGCAGGAGGAGGUGGACCGCGUGCUAGCGGGCAAGUCCAAGCCAAACAUGGAGGACUACAUGGCGCUCAAGUACUGCAUGCGGUGCGUCAACGAAAGCAUGCGGCUGUACCCGCACCCGCCCGUGCUGCUGCGCCGCGCCAUGGUGCCCGAUGAGCUGCCGGGCGGCCUCACGGUGCCGCAGGGCCAGGACGUGAUGAUAAGCGUGUACAACAUCCACCGCUCCCCCGCGGUGUGGGACCGCCCCGACGACUUCCUGCCCGAGCGCUUCCCGCUGGAUGGCCCCGUGCCCAACGAGCAGAACACAGACUACAAGUACAUCCCCUUCAGCGGCGGGCCGCGCAAGUGCGUGGGCGACCAGUUUGCGCUGAUGGAGGCGGUGGUGGCGCUGGCUGUCAUGAUCAGGGAGUUUGAUUUUGCGCCCCAGCCCGGCCACGACCCCGGCAUGACCACCGGGGCCACCAUCCACACAAAGAACGGGCUGUACAUGACAGUCGCCAAGCGGCGGCCGGGCGGCGGCAGCAGCUGCAGCGGGGGCGCGGGGGCGGCCGCGGCCGCGGCGGCGGUGGGCGCGGCGUGA
Chlorella variabilis is the source of this 1734-nucleotide messenger RNA. RefSeq lists its product as hypothetical. The record is from RefSeq and is a predicted model, not a curated record. Bases 1 to 1734 code for a protein of 577 amino acids. The transcript is spliced from 15 exons. NCBI's taxonomy places the organism in Eukaryota, Viridiplantae, Chlorophyta, Trebouxiophyceae, Chlorellales, Chlorellaceae. Gene Ontology annotation, molecular function: iron ion binding; heme binding. Gene Ontology annotation, cellular component: chloroplast.